AUGCCAAUUUCUUCCCUUCCUGCUACUCUGAAUCCCGCUCUAAGUGGGCGCGAGGCGGUCUUAGAUGCUCUUUACCGUUACCUGUUGGCCUUCGACAUUAAUGACAAGGCGCUCUUCGAGUCUGCUUUCACUGAGGAUGCCGUAUUUGUUAUGGAUGGUACGGUCAUGGAUGGAAGAGAUGCUGUCAAGGCUCAGACCUUCGAUGUGCUCUCGAAAUUGGAGACCACUCACUUUUUGACAAAUCCACGAAUCAACAUCCUGGACGGAGAUAUGAACGCCGAACUCACCUGCUCAGCUCUCGCUCAGCACUAUCGGCAAGGUGAAGGAAAAGGCGGGAGUGCUACUCCAUUGCUUGCUGGCUCGUUAUACCACGCGGAUCUUGUCAAGUCCAAAGAGGACGGUUUGUGGAAAAUAAAGAGGUUAGACUUAAACGUUGUGUGGGGCCAAGGUGAUUGGGGAGUCUUUGGCCAAUGA
Lachancea mirantina is the source of this 474-nucleotide messenger RNA. NCBI's taxonomy places the organism in Eukaryota, Fungi, Ascomycota, Saccharomycetes, Saccharomycetales, Saccharomycetaceae. The record is from the annotation of a GenBank genome assembly.